Exophiala viscosa is the source of this 1315-nucleotide messenger RNA. RefSeq names its product acyl-protein thioesterase 1. The record is from RefSeq and is a predicted model, not a curated record. Bases 380 to 1081 code for a protein of 233 amino acids. Gene Ontology annotation, cellular component: cytoplasm. The transcript has 3 exons. Gene Ontology annotation, biological process: protein depalmitoylation. Lineage: Eukaryota; Fungi; Ascomycota; Eurotiomycetes; Chaetothyriales; Herpotrichiellaceae. Gene Ontology annotation, molecular function: carboxylic ester hydrolase activity; palmitoyl-(protein) hydrolase activity.
UUUGUGCAUAUAUAAGGCUUGGCGGUCGUGGUCCAAUGGGGGAUGACUAAAUCACAGUCGGAGGUAGAACCUCGGCGCGAGACCUAGAGAAGUACUGCCCGCAGUUACGUCAAGUUCGAAAUAAGGAUAAUACUGGCCUGGCAGAUAAAGUAAUACACACAGCAGUAGUCCAGGUUGGCAGUGGCCUGCGUUCGAUUGUUGGAAAGGUAGUGAGGUCCUUGAAGUGGGCAUCUUGUCCCAACGCCCUUCACUCUGAUUGUUUGUGCUGUUGCUUUCUGAAACCUCCUCCACACCUUCGCUUUCCUGAUAGUCUGUUCAACCGACCAAACUGCUUCCUUACACACGAAACCUUACAUCGCGGCUACUCUCGUUCAUCAAAAUGGCAGGUAGACAAGCAUUGAUUGUGCCUGCCCUGAAAAAGCACAGUGCUACAAUCAUCAUGGCUCAUGGCUUGGGCGACAGUGGCGCAGGAUGGGUAUCUCUAGCAGAAUCCUGGCGACGACGUGGAAAAUUCGAGGACGUCAAGUUCAUCUUCCCGAACGCGCCCAACAUCCCUAUCACGGUGAAUUUUGGAAUGAGCAUGCCCGGCUGGUAUGAUAUAAGCGACUUCUCGGACCUCAACCAGCAGCAAGACGAGAGUGGGAUCUUCCGUAGUCGAUCCACAUUCACGAAACUCAUCACCGACGAAGUGGCCGCAGGCAUUCCUUCCAAUCGCAUCAUCCUGGGCGGCUUCUCGCAAGGCGGCGCCAUGUCGCUCUUCACCGGAGUGACCACGCCGCACAAGCUUGGAGGUGUGUUCGGCUUGAGCUGUUAUCUUGUGCUAGCAGAUAAGAUCAAAGAGCUUGCGAAAGAGGCCAGUGAUGCAAACAAAGACACCGCAUUCUUCAUGGGUCAUGGCGAUGCGGAUGAGGUGGUCAAGUAUCGAUGGGGGCAACGCACGGCCGAGAUGUUGAAAAACGAAUUGGGCCACAAAGUCGAGUUCAAGACAUACAAGGGUCUUCCUCACUCUGCGGACAUGCAGGAGAUAGACGACUUGGAGGAGUUCAUCAAGCGAUGUCUGCCAUCAUACGAAUAUUUGUGACUAGAUGAAGAUAACCCAACCGGGCGCAGCUGGUUACCGCUUGUCAUGUUGUCUUUGACGUUGCUGCUUGCAUAUUUUGGGCUGAGGAAAUUAUGGCGUCGUAGCAAGCGCGAAAGGAAAGAAUAGAAACUCCUGCGAAGAAAAAGGAUAAUUUUGUAUUUCCGGGUAUCAUUCCGAUAUCCAAGAAGGCUCUUAGAAAUCAUUCAACCUGUCUUACGCAGCACCCUCUGGGCG